GUGGAAUGAAUGUACUGUACCGGCUAGAAGGCGACCCCGAAGGCCGGGCACCAAAAACCAAACACAGCCCACUUUCGUAACAAGCUGCGAUUGCUCGACAGGCACGAAUCGAAACUAUCGAUAAAUUGGAACUACGAGGAACUUCCUCUCUUUUCUUUCUAACACGUUAAUGUUACUCACUCAAUCACCACCGAAACAAGCCUAAACUAUCAUUAGAAUACUUCGUUCAGGUUGGACAGAUAUAACUUGGGUUUGAGCAGCGGAAAUACUUGAAGCUCUCUCUUCCCCCCUGGUUGCUGUGACAUCACCCCCACUCACUCACUCGAAUUUAUUACUCCUUGUGUUACUAUUCUACUAUUUUACUUGGGUUGUAUUUCACCAAGCCUCGUCAUCGACGAUAGACGAUAGACAAUACCUUCCCUCUCUCUCUAAAAAAUGGCUUCGUUAAAUCUUUCUACAAACGGCCCCUCGAUCAAGAGCAGUUACCAGGGAGUUAUCAAUGCACCGCCUCCGCCUUCAGGGAGUUCUUCUACAUACGGUCAAUGGGCCCUAUUCUACGUACAAGCCCCUCUAGCCAAUGUUUUCCAAGAUACUGGAAACAAAGAAAGUGUUCUGAAAGUCCAGUCCACCGGCUCUGGUGAACUAGAGGAUCUUAUUGAGGACUUCAGCGAAGGUCGUAUCCAAUUCGCUUUCCUUAAGGUUAAGGAUCCAAAUACAGGUCUGCCUAAAUAUGCUCUAAUCGCAUGGUGCGGUGGAGGUGUUCCCGAGAGGACUAAAGGCUACUUCACGAGUCAUUUAAAUGCCGUUUCUAAAGUUCUUCAUGGAUACCAUGUUCAAAUCACAGCUCGCUCCGAUACCGACCUCGAACCCGCAAAUAUCCUCCAGAAAAUCUCAGAUGCGUCUGGUGCCAAGUAUACAGCGGGUGGAAGUGCACCUGUGCAGACUGGAGGAGGACCCCCUCCAGUAAAGUCGAAGCCUGUCUUUUCUACAACUUCGAACUCGUCUAGUAACCCCAUAGUCGCUGCACGAAACGCAAGCCUGCGAAAGACAAAUGACGACGGCUGGGGGGAUGCACCGCAGGUUUCGCGGACCGAGCUUGAAAAGGUGGAAUCGGCAUAUAAGCCAACCAAGGUCAACCUAGCCGAGUUGACAGGCCAGAAACAAGAGCCCUCGAGGUUUAACGGUUCAAGCCAACAAGACGACAGGUCUAGGGAUACAAUCGGGGGAGGGUACCAACCCGUUGGGAAGGUCGACAUCGCUGCUAUUCGAGCUGCAGCGAGGAACAAGCAAGACGAUCGACCGAUACCAGUCAAGGGUGCUUAUGAGCCGGUAGGCAAGGUUGACAUUGCUGCGAUCCGAGCUAAGGCACAGAAGCCAGGGGAACCUGAACCCGCACCUGAACCUGAAGAACCACCGAAGUCUCUAGCAGAGCGGACUGCAGCGUUUAAGCAAGCCGAGCGUAUUACGGAGCUUCCCAAGCCUAAAGUCGCAAAGAAAUGGGGUGGCGCGUCUACAUUCACAGGCACUAAGGCGCCUACUCCUGGCGCAUUGGGUUUGGGAAGCCCUUCGCCAACGCCCGUCGCUCCUCCGGUGGGAUCUGCUAGUCGAACCUUCGCUGAUCAAGGAGGCAAGACGCCGGCUCAGAUUUGGGCCGAGAAGAAGGCACAACAAGGCUCUGUUUCUGGGAUCAACAAUCCUCCAGCGUCCCCUGUCGCAGCGCAGAAGAGCGGAGGAGGUGGUUGGCAGAGCAGUUACAAGGGGAAAAGCUGGGCACCGGUCCAGACGGGACAAUACGGUCGUAGCAUUACGGGGCAAAAGACUGGCGAGACCGAGACUAGCCAAGAGGCACCGGCAUCUCCAGCGGGAAGCGUUGGUGCCAUACGCGACCGUUUCAAGGAGACAACUCAAAUUAUCUCACCCGCACCAUCUGCUCCGAAGAUUCCAUCGCCUGCCGAAGAUAAUGAGCGAGCGCCACCUCCGCCGCCUUUGGCCUCCCGGCCUUCGGACGGAGCACCUACCGGUGGUUUUGCGCUUCCCGGUAUGCCUCCACGCCCACCUCCUGUCACAGAUGAGGAUGAGGAGCUCGAACGAGAACAAGAACGGGAAUACGAGCGAGAACCAUCACCUGUUCGCGUGGCAGUGCCUGUCCCUCGUGGACCUGAGCCUGAGAUUGAGCCAGUCCACGAACCUCCUCGAUCGCUUCCUAUUCGGCCUAUCGAACAAGAGCUCCCCAAGGAAGAAGAACUACCAGCGGAAGAGGAGACUUACGAUCCUCGCGCGGCUGCUACGGCCGUUGCUGAAUCCCAUUUCGGCCACGAGCAAGUGGCAGAAGCACCAGCGGCUUCGAGUGGAGGCAAACGUGCUCUAAUCCAAUACGAUUACGAGAAAGCUGAAGAUAAUGAAUUGGAACUUCGCGAAGGCGAGUACGUCACUAAUAUCGAAAUGGUUGACGAGGACUGGUGGAUGGGUACCAACUCUCGAGGCGAGACGGGUCUGUUCCCUAGCAACUACGUUGAACUCGUCGACGAUGAGUCGGAGGAGCCGGCACCGGCACCUACAGCCAGUCACGAAGCACCUCCGCCUGUGCCGGCUGCGGAGACUGAACCCGAGCCAGCAGCGGGCGCCGGACAUACAGCUACAGCCCAGUUUGACUACGAAGCUGCUGAAGACAACGAACUGAGCUUCCCCGAGGGGGCUACGAUUACUAACUUGGAAUUUCCCGACGAGGACUGGUGGUUCGGUCAUUACAAAGGGAAUUCGGGUUUGUUCCCUGCCAAUUAUGUGCAGCUAGACGGGCAGUGAUCUACUAUUAUCUUCACCUACAAAACGAUGCCACGACGAGUAUGACAGCAGCCGUUGAUUUGGAGAGUUACCUAGACAAGGAGCAGUAGACAGCGACUCAGCGGAGAGACUUGGCAUGAGAAGAGUUUGUUUCAUUUAUCUUUUUUUUUUUUCGUAGUUAGCUGAAUAAGAAAAAAAACGCACUUCUAUAUACGAAAAAUCAAUCAAUAUUCCCC
Messenger RNA from Daldinia loculata, 3017 nucleotides. RefSeq lists its product as uncharacterized. The transcript is spliced from 4 exons. Gene Ontology annotation, cellular component: plasma membrane; actin filament; cortical actin cytoskeleton. NCBI's taxonomy places the organism in Eukaryota, Fungi, Ascomycota, Sordariomycetes, Xylariales, Hypoxylaceae. Bases 436 to 2802 code for a protein of 788 amino acids. Gene Ontology annotation, molecular function: actin filament binding. The record is from RefSeq and is a predicted model, not a curated record. Gene Ontology annotation, biological process: regulation of actin filament polymerization.